Austrofundulus limnaeus is the source of this 994-nucleotide messenger RNA. It is a transcript of the gene figla, whose product is annotated as folliculogenesis specific bHLH transcription factor. Bases 125 to 718 code for a protein of 197 amino acids. Gene Ontology annotation, molecular function: protein dimerization activity; RNA polymerase II transcription regulatory region sequence-specific DNA binding; DNA-binding transcription factor activity, RNA polymerase II-specific. Lineage: Eukaryota; Metazoa; Chordata; Actinopteri; Cyprinodontiformes; Rivulidae. The transcript is spliced from 6 exons. Gene Ontology annotation, biological process: developmental process; regulation of transcription by RNA polymerase II. The record is from RefSeq and is a predicted model, not a curated record.
GUGUGUUCCUCCGCCCUGGCGCGUGGCUCUGCUCCGGACCUGUUGCUCCAGGAGGCCGCUGUGGCUCGAAAGUGAUAAGAGGGCGACGCGUUGAUUACUGUACCUGGACCUGUUCGUCGCCAUAAUGAAGGUGCCGGAGACGGAACUAAUGAGCGACAUUCUGAGGCGGCUCACAGGUGAGUCGGCGCUGCCUGUUUACUGCAGCAUCGAGAAGUUCAAACGCGGAGGAGGAGGGCUGUACUUCGUCGCCGAGGACUUCAACGAAACCGUGAAGAAACGAGAGAUGGUCAACGCCAAGGAGCGACAGAGAAUCAGGAACUUGAACACCAUGUUCUCGCGCUUGAAACGCAUGGUGCCWUUUAUGCGUCCUGAUCGAAAACCCAGUAAAGUGGACACACUUAAAGCAGCGACGGAGUACAUUCGACUGCUUCUUGCUGUUUUGCGAGACACAGACAAUGAUGGCAUGGGAACUGAUUUCCUAAAGAAUGCAAUCACUUACAGUCAAACCGAAGGCCUUGGCAAUGAUCUSUGGAGAAUGGAUGAUCUGCUUAACAUAUCAGAUGAACACCUGGAUGAUGGGUUCACCAUCCCCUCCGAACUGUCAGCAGAGGACAAUGACAUGACCAGACUGGUGCUGCAGCACUGUGUGAUGCCUGCAUACCAGUUCAUCAUUCAGGUUGCUCCUGAUCAGGCUCCGCAGMUGUCUCAACCCUGCUGAGUGUUAAGAUCAGGGUCACUGGACCAAGGCUGAAAUUCUGCCAGGAGUCCCCGUCUUUAGAAGAAAAGAACUCAACCUGAAGAAAAAUGACUWUUAUUUCAUAUUUAAAAUGUUGAAAUGCUAGUUUUGUUGAAACAAAUUUGUUAAAAUGUACUGAAUCCCUCUAAGUUGAAAGAUUUUUUUGUGUAAAUUCCAAUAUUAGAACUUCUCUGUUCCUUUUGAAAAGUCAGAGUAUUGUAUUCCUAAUUUAUCAAAGUAAAUAAAAUUAUUCAAAAA